AGGCCCCCCGAGGGGCGCCAUGGCGAUCGGCCGCGGCUCUCCGCCCCCCGCCCUGGCCGCGGCCAGCGCGGGCGGAGGCGGUCCUGUGGCGCCAUGCGCCGAACGUGUGCGCGGCUGACUGUCACUUCGCGAAACUGGAGGGCCGUGCAGAGUCUGGUCUUAGACGAGAUCAAGCGGGCGGAGUUCGUCGCAGUGGACCUGGAGCUCACGGGGCUUCACGUCAAGUCCGAGCGCUUCAUCGGCAUCGACCGCUGCUACGGCGCGCACCGGGAGGGCGCCCGCACGUUCCUGCCGGUCCAGGUGGGGGUCUGCGCGGCGAGACGGGAGCCUUCGAAGGAGAAGGACGGCGCCUGCCAUUGGGUGCUGUCUCCCUUCUCGCUCUACGUCUUCCCGCGGGACUCGGGCGAGCACCACUUCUCGGUCUCCACCGCGACGCUGACGUUCCUCAGCAGCAACGGCUUCGACUUCAACGACUGGGUGCAGCACGGCCUGGGCUGGCUGCGGCCCGCGGAGGAGGAGGAGCGGCGCAGGGGCGUGCAGCAGCGCAUCGACGAGGUCGUGAGGCUGAAGAAGACGGCGCUGGCGGCCCAGCCCUCCGACGGCGAUGGCUCGCAGCCCGCGGCGCCGCUGGACAUCCCCGACGGGGCAGACCGGGCCGUGGUGGAGGCCUCCAGGGGGCAGAUCCGCGAGUGGCUCGCGUCGACCACGAAGCAGCCGCUGGAAAUCCCCAUGGAGAAUGCCUUCCAGCGGCUGCUCAUGCACACCGUCAUCGCCCAGGAGUUCCCCCAGGUCUACAGCCACUCCUCCCGGCGCGGGAGCGAGCGCUUCCUUUGCGUCUACAAGUCGCAGGCUGAGGUCUACGAGGAGCAGCUCGCCGCUCUGGCGCGCGAGAUGGAGGC
Messenger RNA from Prorocentrum cordatum, 899 nucleotides. The record is from the annotation of a GenBank genome assembly. Lineage: Eukaryota; Dinophyceae; Prorocentrales; Prorocentraceae.